This is a messenger RNA of Orycteropus afer afer, 4893 nucleotides long. The record is from RefSeq and is a predicted model, not a curated record. NCBI's taxonomy places the organism in Eukaryota, Metazoa, Chordata, Mammalia, Tubulidentata, Orycteropodidae.
AUGGAGGGGAGAGGCGCGGGCCCCAGCCGGGCGGCCUAUGAACGCCUCACAGCUGAGGAGAUGGAUGAGCAGAGACGGCAGAAUGUUGCCUAUCAGUACCUGUGCCGGCUGGAGGAAGCCAAGCGCUGGAUGGAGGCUUGCCUGAAGGAGGAGCUGCCUUCCCCUGUGGAGCUGGAGGAGAGCCUCCGGAACGGGGUGCUGCUGGCCAGGCUGGGCCACUGUUUUGCACCCUCUGUGGUUCCACUGAAAAAGAUCUAUGACGUGGAGCAGCUGCGAUACCAGGCAACUGGCUUACAUUUCCGUCACACAGACAACAUCAACUUUUGGCUGUCUGCAAUAGCCCACAUCGGUCUGCCUUCGACCUUUUUCCCAGAGACCACAGACAUCUAUGACAAGAAGAACAUGCCCCGCGUGAUCUAUUGCAUCCACGCUCUCAGUCUUUUCCUCUUCCGGCUGGGAUUGGCCCCUCAGAUACAUGAUCUAUACGGGAAAGUGAAAUUCACAGCUGAGGAACUCAGCAACAUGGCCUCUGAACUGGCCAAAUACUGCCUCCAGCUACCUGCCUUCAGCAAGAUUGGUGGCAUUCUGGCUAGCAAGCUCUCAGUGGAUGAGGCUGCAGUCCACGCAGCUGUUCUCGCCAUCAAUGAAGCAGUGGAGCGGGGAGUGGUCGAGGACACCCUGACUGCCUUGCAGAAUCCCAGUGCAUUAUUGGAGAAUCUCCGAGAGCCUCUGGCAGCCAUCUACCAGGAGCUCUUGGCCCAGGCCAAGAUGGAGAAGGCUGCCAAUGCCAGGAACUGUGAUGAUGGAGAAAGCCAGGACAUCUAUGACCACUACCUAACUCAGGCUGAGAUCCAGGGCAACAUCAACCAUGUCAAUGUCCAUGGAGCUCUAGAAGUUGUUGAUGAUGCUCUGGAAAGACAGAACCCUCAAUCUUUGCUUGAGGCCCUUCAAGACCCUGUGCUGGCCCUGCAAGGCGUAAGGAGAGACUAUGCUGACUGGUAUCUGGACCAGCUGGGCUCAGACAGAGAGCAGAAAGCUCAGGAGCUGGGGCUGGUGGAACUCUUGGAAAAGGAGGAGGUCCAGGCUGGUGUGACUGCAGCCAAUAUGAAGGGUGACCAGGAACAAGCCAUGCUCCAGGCAGUGCGGCGGAUCAACAGCGCCAUCCAGAGGGGAGUGGCAGCUGACACCAUGAAGGAGCUGAUGUGCCCUGAAGCCCAGCUGCCUCCAGUAUACCCCUUUGCCUCGGCUCUGUACCAGCAGGAACUGGCAGUACUCCAGCAGCAGCAGCAGCGGCUUGGCCAGGAGGAGCUCUUUGUGGCUGUGGAGAUGCUCUCAGCUGUGGUCCUGAUUAACCAGGCCUUGGAAGCCAGGGAUGCCAGCAGCUUCUGGAGCAGCCUCGUGAGCCCAGCCACAGGCCUGACUGAGGUGGAAAGAGAGAAUGCUCAGCGUUACUUUGAUGCCCUGGUGAAGCUGCAACAGGUGCGUGGAGCAGAUGGGGCCUUUCUGAGCUGGAAUGACCUGCAGGCCACCUUGAGCCAGGUCAACGCCCAGGUCCAAGAAGAGACCGAUCGGGUCCUCGCAGUCAGCCUCAUCAAUGAGGCUCUGGACCAUGGCAGCCCUGAGAAGACCCUAACUGCCCUGAUGCUUCCUGCAGCCGGCUUGGAUGAUGUCAGGCUCUCUGUUGCCUCUUGUUACCAUCUCCUCCUCGUGGCAGCCAAAAGACAGAAGGCCCAGGUGACAGGAGAUCCUGGAGCUGUACUGUGGCUGGAGGAGAUUCGUCAAGGAGUGGUCAGAGCCAACCAGGACACAAACACAGCUCAGAAAAUGGCUCUUGGUGUGGCCGCCAUCAAUCAGGCCGUUAAGGAAGGCAAAGCAACCCAGACAGAACGGGUGUUAAGAAACCCCGCCGUGGCCCUUCGAGGAGUGAUUCCUGACUAUGCUGACGACUACCAGCGAGUCCUGGAAGGUGCCGUGGCAAAGAAGCGGCACCGAGGAGACACAGCUUUCUGGGUUCAACAUAACAUGAAGGAUGGCACUCCCUACUACUUCCAUCUGCAGACCUUCCAGGGGACCUGGGAGCGACCCCCAGGCUGCUGCCUCAAUACCUCCCACCUGACUCGGGAGGAGAUCCAGUCAGCUGUCACCAAGGUCACUGCUGCUCAUGACCGCCAGAAGCUCUGGAAGACCAAUGUCAGCUUUGUCAUCCAGCUCCAGGCCCGCCUUCGAGGUUUCCUGGUCCGACAGAAGUUUGCUGAGCGUUCCUACUUUCUGAGGACCUGGAUCCCAGCAAUCAUCAGGAUCCAGGCUCAUUGGAGGGGUCGCAAGCAGCGGAAGAUUUACUUGGAGAGGUUGCGGUAUUUAAAAGCAAAUGUGGAUGCUGUGAUCAAGAUCCAGGCUUGGACCCGGAUGUGGGCAGCUCGGAGACGAUACCGGAGGUGUCUGCGCCACUUCCGGAAGAAUAUCAAUGCUGUGGUGAAGAUCCAGGCAUUUUUCCGAGCUAGGAAAGCCCGGGAUGACUACAGGAUGUUAGUUCACACACCCCAUCCCCCACUCAGUGUGGUUCGAAGAUUUGUCCACCUCUUGAAUCAAAGCCAGCAGGACUUCUUGGCUGAGGCAGAGCUGCUGAAGCUCCAGAAAGAAGUCGUCAGGAAGAUCCGGUCUAAUCAGCAGCUGGAGCAGGACCUCAACGUCAUGGACAUCAAGAUUGGCCUCUUGGUGAAGAAUCGGAUCACCCUGCAGGAGGUGGUCUCCCACUGCAAGAAGCUGACCAAGAAGAAUAAGGAACAGCUGUCGGAUAUGAUGGUUCUGGACAAGCAGAAGGGAUUAAAGUCGCUGAGCAAAGAGAAACGGCAGAAACUAGAAGCAUACCAGCACCUCUUCUACCUACUCCAAACUCAACCCAUCUACCUGGCCAAGCUGAUCUUUCAGAUGCCACAGAACAAAACCACCAAGUUCAUGGAGUCAGUGAUUUUCACUCUGUACAACUAUGCCUCCAACCGCCGAGAGGCCUAUCUCCUGCUCCAGCUGUUCAAGACAGCACUCCAGGAGGAAAUCAAGUCAAAGGUGGACGAGCCUCAGGAUGUGGUGACAGGCCACCCAACAGUGGUGAGGUUGGUGGUGAGAUUUUACCGAAAUGGGCGGGGUCAGAGUGCCCUGCAGGAGAUCCUGGGGAAGGUUAUCCAGGAUGUGCUGGAGGACAAGAUGCUCAGUGUCCACACAGACCCUGUUCACCUCUACAAGAACUGGAUCAACCAGACUGAGGCCCAGACAGGGCAACGCAGCCACCUCCCCUAUGACAUCACCCCAGAGCAGGCCUUGAGCCACCCUGAGGUCCAGAGAAGACUGGACAUCUCCAUCCGCAACCUGCUCACCAUGACGGAAAAGUUUCUUAUAGCCAUCAUCUCAUCUGUAGACCAAAUUCCGUACGGGAUGCGAUAUGUGGCCAAGGUCCUGAAGACAACCCUGAUGGAGAAGUUCCCUGAUGCCACAGAGAGUGAGGUCUAUAAGGUCGUAGGGAAUCUCCUGUACUACCGCUUCCUCAACCCAGCUGUAGUGGCCCCUGACGCCUUUGACAUUGUGGCCAUGGCAGCGGGUGGUGCCCUGACCACCCCCCAGCGCCACACCCUGGGAGCCGUGGCUCAACUCCUGCAGCACGCUGCAGCUGGCAAGGCCUUCUCUGGGGAGAGCCAGCACCUAUGGGUCCUGAACAACUAUCUGGAGGAGACGCAUCUGAAGUUCAGGAAGUUCAUCUGCCGAGCCUGCCAGGUACCAGAACCAGAAGAGCGUUUUGCAAUGGACGAGUACUCAGACAUGGUGGCUGUGGCCAAACCCGUGGUAUACAUCACUGUGGGGGAGCUGGUCAACACGCACAGGCUAUUGCUGGAGCACCAGGACUGGAUCGCCCCUGAUCACCGUGACCCCCUGCAUGAGCUCCUGGAGGAUCUUGGGGAGCUGCCCACUGUCCCUGACCUUAUUGGGGAGAACAUAGCUGCAGAUGGGAACACGGAUCUGAGCAAGCUAGAAGUGUCCCUGACACUCACCAACAAGUUUGAAGGGCUAGAAACAGACAUUGAUGAUACCAAUGCCCAGAGCCUGCUUCUGAGCACCAAGCAGAUGUUGGCUGACAUCAUACAGUUCCACUCUGGGGAUUCCCUCAAGGAGAUAUUGUCCGUCUCGGCUUCCAGAGAGCAGGAAGUGGCUCAUGAGCGGCUGAUGGGCCGGCGCCAGGCCUGUGAGGCCCAGACCCCUGAACCGCUGUGGCGACACCGCUCACUGACAGCUCACUCCCUCCUACCACUGGCAGAGAAGCAAAGGCGUGUCCUGCGGAACCUGCGCCGGCUUGAGGUCCUGGGAUUGGUCAGUGAAGCCAGCGACUACCAGGGGCUGGUGGAUGAGCUGGCCAAGGACAUCCGCAACCAGCGCCGCCACCGGCAGAGGCGGAAGGCAGAGCUGGUGAAGCUUCAGGCCACAUUCCAGGGCCUGAGCACCAAGACCACUUUCUAUGAGGAACAGGGUGACUACUACAGCCAGUACAUCCGGGCCUGCCUGGACCACCUGGCCCCCAACCCAAAGAGUGCUGGGAAGGGGAAGAAACAACCAUCUCUUCAUUACACUGCUGCCCAGCUCCUGGAGAAGGGAGUCUUGGUGGAAAUUGAAGAUCUUCCCUCCUCUCACUUCAGAAAUGUGAUCUUUGACAUCACCCGUGGGGAUGAGGUGGGAAAGUUCGAAGUAAAUGCCAAGUUCCUGGGCGUGGACAUGGAGCGAUUUCAGCUUCACUACCAGGACCUCCUGCAGCUCCAGUAUGAGGGUGUAGCUGUCAUGAAACUCUUCAACAAGGCCAAGGUCAAUGUCAACCUUCUCAUCUUCCUUCUCAACAAGAAAUUCUUAAAGUGA